AUGUACCCACAAGAGUUGAUUGACGAGAUACUCGACAACCUACAUGACUCGCCCUCUGCGUUAAAAGCAUGCUCCCUCGUCUCUCACCAAUUCUACCCGCGCACACGUGACUAUCUUUUUCGCUACGUUGAUUGUCCCCACCCAGACAAAGCGCAAAUCUUUGACAUCGUGCGCGACUCACCCAAACUGCUCCAGUGCAUCAAGCACGUCCAGUUCCAAUGCCUCAAUUUUUUUACCCCAGUACCAGACAGCCACUUGCGAGUUCUUGCACUCACUUCGAUCCCCGAUGACAUUGUCCCUCUGGGACGACAGCCUUCCGGUCCAGCGCUUGAAGGAACAAUACUCAAGCUCAAAGGUGCCAACUGGAGCACUUUCCUAGAGUUCCACCACAUCGUUCUCUGUUUUCCCAAUGUGACAGAGUUGCACAUAUGGAUCAUGUCAUGGCAGUUUGAUAUGUUAGGCAACCCCGCUGUGCCAGUAUCUCCUGCUCCUCGCAUCAAGAUUCUGCAUGUGGACAGCUUUGGCAUGAUCCCUGCAUUUUGGGAAGGGUUGCAUUCGUAUCGGUCUGUGUACCUUGAUCACCUGGAGGAGUUCUAUACUAUAAGCUACUUUUCGGAAGGCCCUGAUGCAAUUGUCCAGGCUGCAAAUUCAGCACCAAAGGGUCUAAAAGUUUUGGAGAUCACUUUCUGGGCCAAUGUCCCCCUUCUUCACUUGAAUGCUACUACUGAUCUACGACUCGGUAGUGAGCUGAACGACGACAUGCUGCCGUUCAUCAAGUGGUGGAUCAAGUGCUUCCAAGUAGUUGAGAAGGAGGCUAUCGUCAUGGAGCGACUGACCAUCAGGAUGGUAGGCCAGGAACGUCCUGUCACCCCCGGACAACUCGAGCCAAUAAAGAGAGCGUUCGAGGAGUUGAGCGACCUUCUCUCAAGGCUCGUCCGGAACGUGGAUCUGGUAUUCCAGUUAAAGGAUUACGAGGCUCACCCGGAUCUGUCUACAGAUUGUUUGAGAGGGGCCAUCGUAGAUGCGUGCAAGGUGCUGAGGAAGACAAACUCGAAGGCUUUUGAUAUGGCGGAGCGGACACUUGAUGUGCCUGUGUUCCCAUUCCCGGCUAGCAUGCGUAUUUUUUGA
This is a messenger RNA of Desarmillaria tabescens, 1128 nucleotides long. RefSeq lists its product as uncharacterized. Lineage: Eukaryota; Fungi; Basidiomycota; Agaricomycetes; Agaricales; Physalacriaceae. The record is from RefSeq and is a predicted model, not a curated record. Bases 1 to 1128 code for a protein of 375 amino acids. The transcript is spliced from 3 exons.